AUGAAUCAUGAAGACCUUUUGACUCAAUUCUGUAAUGAAUUUUAUGUUGAAAGCACGCAGGCUCAAUUUUUCUUGGAAUCUACGAAUUGGAACUAUGAAUUGGCCGCUACGUUGCUAAGGGAGGUCUUGCCUCCUGACCAAGAGGAAGGAUCUGGAGGUAUGGACCGGGGAAUUACUCCUGAACCAAAUGCCUCAAGGCUGAAUUCUUCUUUCCCGAGCGCUUUUGAGAGGCCUAACCCUCCUUCAAAUCCUGCCACACAAUCUAAAGGUAAAAAUGUUUCUCGAAAGAAGAUUGCAACAUUAAAAGAUCUUCAGGAAGACGAAGAUGAUCCAGAGGAGAAAUCAAAUUUGUUUACUGGUGGAGAGAAAAGUGGACUGUCGGUGCAGGGACCCGAUCCCAAAAGACAGCUUGUUCGAGAUAUCAUUGAGAAGGCUCACCAGCAUACAGCAUCUUCUGGCAUGGAACACGAAGCAUCACCGCCAGCUCCUGAACCCGCCUUCAGUGGAUCUGGUCAGCGGUUAGGAACGGAAAAUGAACCUGUGGACCCGACCAUACAAUCGGAAGGAGCUGCUGCUCCUCAACCGAUCUCAUCGCAGCCAAGAAACCAACCAGCGAGUGAUCCUGAAACUUCAGUUCGUCGUACUUUAUAUUUCUGGAGAAAUGGUUUUAGCGUAGAUGACGGACCGCUUUACUCAUAUGAUGAUCCAGCAAAUCAAGAAACUCUUCGGUUAAUCAACAACGGCCGUGCUCCACUUCACUUACUUGGCGUUACGAUGAAUCAGCCCAUUGAUGUAGUGGUGCAGCAUCGUCUUGACGAGGAUUACCGAGAACCGGUGAAACCCUUUUCUGGGAAAGGACAGCGCCUUGGAAGUACAUAUGCACCUCAACACACACAAGUCCCUGGAGCUUUUCAUGAUCGCGCUUCCUCUCAAAAUAGUGAGCCUGCCAAAAAAAUUGAGGUUGACGAAAGUCAGCCCUCUACGAGAAUCCAAAUCCGUUUGACGAAUGGUUCAAGAACCAUAAUCACCUUGAAUUUAUCUCAUACUGUGCACGAUCUGUACGAAGCUGUGCGUGCUACCUCACCAGGAUCAUUUAUUUUGUGUGUGCCUUUCCCUGCAAAAACUUUGGAGGAUGAUUCUUCCUUCACCAUUGAGCAAGCCUCUCUACGAAACGCAUCUCUCGUUCAGAAGCAGCAAUAA
Molecule: messenger RNA, 1200 nt
Organism: Schizosaccharomyces osmophilus
Lineage: Eukaryota; Fungi; Ascomycota; Schizosaccharomycetes; Schizosaccharomycetales; Schizosaccharomycetaceae
Gene: ubx3
Product: UBX domain protein Ubx3, Cdc48 cofactor
Exons: 1
Coding region: 1-1200 (399 amino acids)
Biological process (GO): proteasome-mediated ubiquitin-dependent protein catabolic process; Golgi organization; autophagosome assembly
Cellular component (GO): cytosol; nucleus
Molecular function (GO): ubiquitin binding
Source: RefSeq, a predicted model, not a curated record